UGCUCACCUCCCACGCCUGACCGACCGAAAGUCCCUUCCGAAGAACGCCACAGCCAUAUUUUCAAUCAAUGUGCCGACACUGAAGGGAUCGCUUUCUACCUCUCCGGACCCGAUAGCCCACCGGGGGCGACGGGUGUACUCUUCACACGCGACCUGCGAAGUUCGAGCCGAAACACCCACGCAUUCACUGCACACCCCUCUCUGCAGAUCGCGACUGUUCUCCCAGCCCACUCCUCGCUCGCCCGCGGAGGCACGGCACUCGUAGGCGACGCACCUGCCAAUGGCUACUCUUGGGAACGGAGGUGCCGUCGGCAACGACAACCAGAACGGCUUCUCCGCUGCUGGCAACGACGACUCAAUACUCUCGAAGAUUCACAAAGCCCUCGAUGUCGUGUACAGCCCGUACUCGGAUAACCAGCAGCGGAAAGAUGCGCAGAUAUUCCUCGAAGAGGUCAAGCACAUGGCCGAUGCCCCCUCACACGGUUUCGACCUGGCGUCAGACAAAAAUCAGUCACCUGUCGUCCGCCACUACGCUCUGUCUCUGCUUGAACAUGCGAUCAAGCACCGGUGGGCUGAGUACGGCCCUUCGCAAGCGGAAGCUCUGCGCAACUGGGUGCUUCAGCUGUCUCAGCCAAUCUCUCGCGACGACCCUGCCUACCUGAGAAGCAAGAUCGCUGUGCUCUGGGUUGAGAUUGCGAAGCGGAGCUGGGCAUCAGAAUGGAUGGAUAUGGACUCACUCCUUGUUCGCUUGUGGGAAGUGCCCGAGUCUACAGUGCAUAAAGAGCUCGUGCUCGGCAUCCUCGAGAUGCUGUCGGACGAGAUCUUUAAUGGCGACGACACGGUCGUGGCGAUGCGCGAAGGCGUCCUUAGUAAGGCGUCCGUUGAAAUAUUUACGCCAGCUCGCGUACUGGUGGAAACGUUUCCCAACCGACAAGCUGGCCCAGAGGUCCGAUGCGGUGAAGAAGGCUGGUUGGCAAGGGUCACGCAACUGCUUGGACAGUGCCUCAAUGCGGACAUCCAGAACAACGAAGAGCUCAGAAGUUGCGCCGUGCGAGCUCUCGCCGUAGUGUAUUCUCUGAUGCCCUGGGUGAUACCAAAUGCGGUCACUGCAACUGGCUGCGUGCCUGUCAUGUGUGAGGCUCUUCGAGCACCCAAUGUGGUCGUGCAGAAAGCUGCCCUUGAGGCUCUGCAUGCGCUUUAUGGCCGAACCAGCUUUGUAGAUCAAGAGUUUCUCGACCUCGUGUAUCCGCUCUACGAUCCGAAAUACAUUGAGCUUUUCAGCCAGUUGUGCACGUGGGCUGUGGUUGACCCCGAAGACAUCGACGACGAUAAGUAUCAAUUCGCAAAGAAGCUCUCAGAGCUGAUCUCAUUCCUCGGUAACUACCUGGAUCGAAGACAGGCUGCCCUUCCACGGGAUUCGGACCGCCUCGACUUUAAGAGCUUCGUCCAUCUCCUGCUCCAGGUCACCCAAAGCCAGAGUCUUGUCGUUUCGAUCCCUGUGCUGGUAACAUGGACACGACUGCUGAAUAAUGCCAUGUUCGGGCCCGUGAUCGUGGGAGAAUACUCUUCGAUUGUAGGGUCGCUGCUCGAAGGCUGCAGCUCAAGACUCCUACGCUACGAGAGUUUACCCGAGGACACGCAAGACCCGACUUUCCUCUUUCUUAUCGAAGACACGGACACAGUACCUGAACGACAUGCUUUCUUAGGGAACUAUAGGCGUUACAGUUCCCAGAUCAUUGAGAGUAUCGUGCGACUUACUGUUACGAAUGCGCUGCAGCACAUCCUAUCACAGACUGACCGAGUCCUGCAACAUCUUUAUGAUGAUGCUCCAAGCUUCGAUAUGGCAAACUACAGCAAAUCGUCUCGCCCAGUCUUGCUCGUCGACGCGCAAGCCACUGUUAUCGAAGCUGCACUCAAAGGUGUAGUGAAAUGGAAAAGCAAAGCCAAAGCAGAGGAUGGCGCGCAACAGGAACAAAUCGACCAGGAACGGACAGCCAUUGAGGACCAUCUCGAGUCAUGGUGCAAUAACCUUCUCGCCCAAAGCUUCGAGGACCCCUUGAUUCGAAAGCGAGUACUACAGCUACUCGUUGCUUUCUCGACGACUGUUCUCGACAAGCGACCAGCUUUCGUGCUCCAGGUUCUCGAGCAUAUCCUUGUCACGUGGCCUGCCACUCGGCCAGAACAUCGCGUCUAUACAGAAGCGAUCAAAGAGCUGCAGACGGAAUCCCUCUCGGAGCUCCAGAGGCUGGCUAUGAACAUGCCAGAUCAUUUGCUAGCUGUGUAUGAUCAGAUCUCCGCCAAGGUUAACGAGAUGGUGGCAUCGGGCACCCUCGACGAAAAGCGACAAGUGACAUAUCAGACUUUCCUCUUCACAAUAGUGCAUCGAGCAUCACAGAUAGACGAAGCGACAAAGGUGCAGAAACUGCAAGCCUUCGUGGACCCGAUCAAGACGCAGUGGCAGGACGAACGCCUCAAAUCAGCACUUUCAAGCUACGGCGGAUUCUGUAGCAUGAUGGCAUUGGACAAGGCCCAGAAUUAUUUAGCACAAAGACAAGUGCAUAAGUAUCAAGACUGGGGUUCAGUGGAACUCGACGAUGAAGGCAGAGCUCUGCAAGAAGAAUUGGAGAAGGCUCAAGUGCACUUGCCACUUCGACCUACAAAGUCGUUCUUGACCUGCUCGGUCGACAAAAUCACGAAGUCCGAUGCCGCAUAUCCGGUGUCCUGCGCUUUGUGGCAAGAUGGAAUUCCUGCCAUACUCCCAGAACUGCUGAAGUUUCUCAAUCAUGCUCAUGCAGCCCACAACCCCGAAAACUGGACAGAGUUGCCUGCGGAGAUGAGAAGCAUUGUCACCCGCGUGCUGACGGAUCGCUUCUGGCAAGCAGGCAUCUCUGAGGGCACCAAAGAUGACUUCUAUGCUCGCGUAAUGGAGAAGAAGCACACGAUUGAGGGUUUGGCUUCGACAAUACGUGGUGCUGUCCGCUUCGUGCGCGAGACGUGCUACACCAUCAUAUACUGCAUGACACGGAUGGACAUGCAGUUCUACGGCUUCAGCGAAUUGCCUGGUCCUCUGGCGCAUGCCCUCCUUGCGAACUCUUUUAGUCUUUCGGCGCAUCAGCUCACCAACCUCCUCAAUCUCGUUCGGUAUCUGGUCGACAAUUGCCCAGUAACGCUCCGGGAGCAUUUCCUGCCGCCUGUUCUCGCUGCCUGUUGUCAGCAGAUGGACGCCAAGAUCAACUCGGAAUGGGCAAGGAUUCAGCAGCAGCAAGGCGUUCAAACAGGGGGUGAUGCCCUCACUGAAGAAAUGAAGGCUGAAAGUAUCCUUCGGCAGCUGACCUACACGUCCGUUAUGAUGAUUGCAGACUUCUUGGACCCCGCGCGGACGAACAAAGCUGCCGAUUCAUCAACGACUGACGAAGAAGCUGCGAAGCAUCCGACUCUGCGGAGGUUUUGUCUAAAGCAUUCAUCGAUAGUAGAGCCGUUACUGAUGUUCUGUACACACGUCAUUGGUAUGCGCGACAGCAGAUCAUGCGGCAUCAUGCUGCGCGUGUUCCGGUCGAUUGUCCCAGAGUUCACAGUGACGGAGAACAGCCAGCGUACCACGAAUGGGCAUGGUCAUGCGCCUGAGCAAUCGGCUGAAAUCUCCGCCGAAACCGCCUCCGUGAUCCGCGAGUACAUCUCAUCCGAUGUCAUCAAAGCGUGUAUCACUUCUAUCCACGAGCCUUACUUUGUGGAUCUGCAGAAGGAGCUGGCGUCACUGAUGGCAACUAUUAUUGUGUCAUAUGUGCGCCUGACAUCAACUCCAAGGGAUGUUCUGCUGUCGCUGCCAAACAUGAAUUCCAGCGACGUGGAUAGAACCAUUGAGUAUAUGCUCAAAGAGACCACGGGAUCCAGAGCACAGCGCGCUGCCAUCUUGGACUUGCUACGAGACCUCAAAGGUGUCAGCAUCUCUGAAAUGGGCAAGCUGAGCAAGAGUAUCGGGCUGAAUGCAAAGUCGAGCUCGUCUUCCAAGCGAUCCGUCCAACGAACAAAGCUUGCUGCACAGUUCAUGGCGGCUCCAGCCCCGGACAACGGCAGUGGCUUCAAGUCAGGAGGACAGCAAGACGGCGCAGAUAAUCUUGAGGGUCUGGCCAACCUGUUCGAGGGCUGAUCGACACCUUGGGAUCACGAGGCUAAAAGAGCUGCCCAUGUGGCGCAGGUUCCUUUGGAUGGCUUCUGAGCUCCCCAAGAGCGAGCUACCUGCAUGUCCUGGUAUUCGCGCCCAAAUAUCAGGCUCGAUAUGAAUAGAUGAACAUGGCUGCAAAAUAGAGGUGAAUGCCGCGAAUACUAGUCCCAGAUCUUCCACCCCCUAUUAGUGUCUGCUACCAACCUGGACACGAUGAAUAAUGCCAACC
Microdochium trichocladiopsis is the source of this 4391-nucleotide messenger RNA. RefSeq names its product armadillo-type protein. The coding region runs from base 281 to 4147 and encodes 1288 amino acids. Lineage: Eukaryota; Fungi; Ascomycota; Sordariomycetes; Xylariales; Microdochiaceae. The transcript is spliced from 11 exons. Gene Ontology annotation, cellular component: nucleus; cytoplasm; RNA nuclear export complex. The record is from RefSeq and is a predicted model, not a curated record. Gene Ontology annotation, molecular function: nuclear export signal receptor activity; RNA binding; small GTPase binding. Gene Ontology annotation, biological process: protein export from nucleus; RNA export from nucleus.